Messenger RNA from Chara braunii, 3766 nucleotides. The record is from the annotation of a GenBank genome assembly. Lineage: Eukaryota; Viridiplantae; Streptophyta; Charophyceae; Charales; Characeae.
GGGAUUUGUGCUAGUUGGCAUUUCCUUAUGUACCGAGUAAAUGCACCACGGGCGGUAAUAAGACUGCAUUCGCUGAAACGAGCAGACGCUGAUGUGACGACUCACCUUCUUCAUUAGUAGCUGCCACUGCCAUUCUCCUCCUCUCACCAGCCGCCUGAAGAAAACCAGGUGUGGCAACGUCGGUGGGGCCCCAAGAAGAACUCUUUGCCGUUCCUGCCAACAACCAGGUCACUUUUCCCAUAGCUGCGGCGCAUUUAUGGACCCAAUCAUUCAGUGGGGCAGAAGUAGGCUGUGUAGUGUACAGCUGGUAGAGACAUUGGCGUCCUUGAGCCGCUGGGUUCGUGGUACAAGCCUUUCGUUCUCCGUUGAGCGGUAAAGGGGCUGAAUUAUCAAUCACCAUGGCCAGCUCGAGUCGUGCUUCUCUUCCUGCAUCUGGCUGGCCCCACACGGUCUUUCUCAGGCUCACAAUGAGCAGAUUUACUGUUGGUGGAACUUGGUUGGGAUAAGGGUUCUUUCUUACGACUCGACCACGAAAGAGGGAAAGCCAAGAGGGUGUAAAAGGGGAAAAGACUUCUUGGAGGUUACCGACGUAGUGUUGUGGGGCAGAGAAGGGGGAGAGAAAGAAAGCGGAAAGAGGCGUGAGAGAAAGGGGGGAGAGGGGGCGUAGAAAGAGGAAAGAGGUGGGAUAGGGGAGAGGAGGGCGGGGUGGAGAAGGUGGAGAGGGAUGUAGCUGAGACGCAAGGCAAUGCCGUCUGUUUGCAGUUCUUUUCCUGUAAAGAAUGGUUGAUAUCAUUGAUGACCAAUUCUUUUGUCAAAGGACGAUAUACCCCGGCAGGCGUGACACAUCGAUGGCUUGGCACACCUGUAAGCGUAAAUAGUAUAACAUGAGUUCUGGUCGGCGGGUGCAUGAUGGACAGCUUUGUCUAUCGUAUCAACACGUUAUUGAACAACCACCAUGUUGCCCAGGAGGGGCAAGGAUGUUCGUCUCUGAGGUGGAGAGUGGGCAGGAGAUUGCCCUGGAAGUGGUCGUCUUUGGAGUCAUCGCUGCUGCUUCUGGCCGACGCAUACGUGGGUCUGAUCUUUUGGACCGCCCUCAGCUCUCUCGCCCUCGACCUGUGGUCGUUUGCUCUUGCAAAUGAGAAACCGCCGAAGGAGUUAUUUUUAGUGUUUCUGCUAGUUUUCAUUCCGGCAGCCAUGUUAGGCCGCCGGCGGUUUCGGGAAUACCUUGACGAUAAGCCAUCAUCUCGCGUGUUAAUGAUUCUCUGUGGAGUUGCUGGAGCUGGUGGCCAGAUAUAUCCCAACCCGGCCAUUCGACUGAUCCUGGCUUGCCAGGCGGCAGUUGUGUUGUUUGUAUAUUUAUUUGAGGGGGUCUUGGCACUCAAUUCGGAGCGUCGGGAGAGGGUUGUCUUUUCGCUGCUCUCUGGUGCAGUCUUGUUCCAAGCUCUCACUUGGGCGUAUAUCGGGCAAAAUCCCCUGAUAUCAACCUUCUCGGGGGUUGUGUUUCUGGUGGCGAUCCCGGGGCUCCUUGUCCUGAUACUGCUUGCAUUUGAAGGAUCACUGGAUUGGACUGACGACGACGACAGGAUGUGUGAUCGGGCUACGCAGGGGAAGAAUACGAGGGUGACCAAUGGCUACGUUGUGGCGUCACAAGAUGAGGGAAUGGAGGAUGAGUCUUUGGAUGGGGGGGAGGAGGAGGAGGAGGAGGAGGAGGAGGAGGAAGAGGAGCAGGAGGAGAAGGAGAACUUCUGUCAAGAAGAGGAUGAGGACGAAGAGAAGCAGGGGAGGGUUGUAAAUUUGGCCAUUGAUGGCGGGAAGAGAGACUCAACCAAGUUCGCAGCACCGAUGGGAAGCAGUCAGAUCAGAGAUGAAGACAAUUGCGUGCAGCUCAAUCUGGCAGAGGACAGUGGUGAAUUGGAAGGGUUUGAAAUGAGACCCAUGGUACUGGAAGGCUCCAGAAGGUUUGGAAGAGGGGGUUACUUUAGAUUGGGUAUGGUUGCAGGGAAUUGGAUGGAGGGAAAGAAAUGGUCGGACGUGUUUGAUAAGCCUUGGGAAAGAAAUUGGCCUUGGGUACAGGGACGUGAUGACCUCGGCGGAAGUGCCAGUGCCGCUUUUGUGGGAACAAACGGCACGGACGCGUUGUACACACGAAUUUGCAAAUGGAUGACGGAGGAGUGUUAUCAAUGCUGCCAAAUUGGGAUGGGUUUCGGCAGCUUCAUCUUUCUCAUGCACUGGCUUCUUUUGGCGCCGACUCUUCCGGCGCGCUGGGCAAGGGUGUGUACAUGGUGGGGGUUGUUAUCUGUUGGAUCGCUUCUGAGUGGCGUUUGUGUCUCGGCAGAAACGGUCCGCGAUCGCCUGCCUGAGCGAUGGCAUAGACUUGUUGCAUUGGCAGCUACUGUGUUAGGUGGUGGCUGGAUGCUGCUUGGGAGGGAUGGAAAGGGAGGUCAUCUGGGGGCUGCACUGAUCGCCACGUCAGCAGGGGUGAUUUGGGAGGCGAUGACUCGUAACCUCGAAGCAGUUCAUGCCUUUACUGGAACUCUGGUUUUCGUUGCAAUCACUGCAUACUGUUCCCUUUUGUGGUGGAGCGCAUCGGUCUUGGCGUAUCAGCAGCUAGGAGGGAAGGGGGUGUUCAGCAGCGUUGAGGCGCUGAUGGCAUGUGUGUUUGCAGGUAUUGGGAUUGGGCUUGCUCGUGACCUGGGCAUGUCGAGAGAGCACUGGAGAAUGCUAAGCCUGUCGUUCAGUGAUUGGGGGGCUGGACAAUCAAGAAGGAGAACUGGCGUACCUACCCGCAAGGCUUUGGCAGUUUUUUUGGGCCUCAUUGUCCUUAUCUUGGCUAUAGGCAUUGCAGUGAGGAUGGAGUUGAAGCCAAAUAAUUCUGGUUCCUUGCCAGACUUACGCAGUCGAAUACGCAUCCUGAGCUUGAAUGUUCACCAGGGCUUCAAUCGUGCAGGCGGGAUAAAUUUUGAGGCGAUCCUAGAAAUUCUCAAAGAGCAGAGGCCACAUUUCAUCAUGCUGCAAGAAUCAGAUACAAUGCAUAUUGUGCAUGGCAACCAAGAUAUGGUGGACUUUCUUGCGACUCGGCUGAAGAUGCACAGUCUGUACUCACCGGCAACGAGGGCUCAGACUUGGGGCUGCGCUAUGCUGUCACUGCUCCCUCUGCGUAAUGUCCAUUCAGAGGUCCUGCCGUCUCCUCACGGCGAAAGGGCAUGCUUCCAGCACGCAACCGUCGUUGUCAAUGGAUGUCCUUUCCAUCUUAUGAAUGCACACUUCGGCAACUUGGACGAUGAAGUGCACUCGCAGGCUGUCAGGGUGGCGGAGCUUGUCAAUCGUACCAUGCUCGGUGUGCCCAAUGCUCGAUGCACUCCUGCUCAGACUGUGGAUGCCAUCCAGGGAAAUCAGCAACAGCACGAUUCUCCUCUCGCAGAGGAAUUGCGGGGACGUGGUCCGGUUCCAAUCAUCCUUGCGGGUGACUUUAAUUUGGCACCUCUCACGCCUCCAUAUGAUAUCAUAAUGAGUGUUUCGGGUCUUAUUGAUGCUCGAGUCGCCUCGUUGGGGAAGUGGAAUUCUUCCUUACAUAGGGAUAGGGGUGCAGGGCUAGCUUUUGCAUCAAAAGCAUUGCAAGCUGAGUUGUGGGAGGAGCCAUUUUACGAUCAGCAAGUUACUACAGAUGGUGUCCCUAUUGUGGUUACCUUCCAUCCUCCUAAGUAAAAAAAAUGUAUCUGUUGAUUCUGUUGAUUGUUCCUGUGUCUCUGUGGAUUCACCCUGUCCU